AUGAUGAGUUCUUCAGCGCAAGGAGCACCGAGAGCACCGGUAGUACCCACAAUACCUACAACAUCAAAUGAUGAUAGAAAAAAAGGAUUAAGUCGAGUUUUAGGACGAAUGAAGACAGUUUUAAAAAGAAGUGAUGGAUCAAAAAGAUUAUCAUUUGCUGGAAAGUCUUCAACUUCAACUACAGGAGAACCAAGUGUCCCCAAAUCCACUGAUCAAGCAUCCAAAUCAAAACCAAUACCAAAAUCAACACCAACGCCAACGCCAGAACCAUCUAAGGAAAUACCCAUCACCAUUCCCACUGUCGACGAAACGAAACAAACUACUGAUACCACUACCAAAACCGCUACCAAAACCACUACUUCUAGCGCAACAAAACAACAACAACCUAAAUCCAAAUCCAAAUCUCAAUCUGAAUCUCAAUCUCAAUCCCAACCAACAAAAGUUUCUCGAGCAGAAAUUAAUGCUGAAAGAGCUCGAAAAUUAGCUGAACGUUUUCAAUUACAAAUCGAACCUCAUGAAUGGCAAUCUCUUACUGGAGAAAAAGAUGUUUGGAGAAUCGAAAAACCUAUUCGAAUGAGAAUUCAUAGAUCUUGUCAUAAAUGUGAUACAACAUAUGGUGCCAAUAAAAUUUGUACCAAUUGCGAACAUCCAAGAUGUACAAAAUGUCCCAGAUAUCCUUUAAAGAAAAAGGAUAAAGGAAGAACUGCAGUUGCCAAUACAGGACCAACAAAAGUGGAAGUUGAUAGAGAAUGGAAAAAAUCCGAGAAAUUAAUCAUGACUUUACCAAGUCAAAAAGUGGGUGGUCAACCUUUGGUUAGGAAAAAACCUACUCAAAGAGUUAGAAGAACUUGUCAUGAAUGUUCCACUCUUUUUACUUCUGGAAAUAAAAUUUGUACAACUUGUUCUCAUACUCGUUGUGCUGAUUGUCCUCGAAAUCCAUCCAAGAAAACGAAAUAUCCCGAUGGCUACCCUGGUGAUCAACCAUCCUCUACAAACAAAAAAUUCGCAUGUCAUAAAUGUGAUAAAACUUUCCCUCAAAAUUCCUCAUCGGAUCCAAAGUCUAGCAUGCAAGAAUGUACAAGGUGUAAGCAUGUUAGAUGUGAUAUGUGUAUGAUAGCUGUUCCGCGGAAAGUAGUACCGGAACCGGAUCCGGAGGUGUUGAGGAGAGUAGAGGAGAAAUUGAGGGGUUUGAGUAUUAGACGGCCGAUGACUGUGAAUGUGGGAAGUGGGAAGGGAAGCGGGAAGUGGUAA
Botrytis byssoidea is the source of this 1251-nucleotide messenger RNA. RefSeq lists its product as uncharacterized. Bases 1 to 1251 code for a protein of 416 amino acids. NCBI's taxonomy places the organism in Eukaryota, Fungi, Ascomycota, Leotiomycetes, Helotiales, Sclerotiniaceae. The record is from RefSeq and is a predicted model, not a curated record. The transcript has 3 exons.